Molecule: messenger RNA, 1173 nt
Organism: Echinococcus granulosus
Lineage: Eukaryota; Metazoa; Platyhelminthes; Cestoda; Cyclophyllidea; Taeniidae
Exons: 5
Coding region: 1-1173 (390 amino acids)
Source: RefSeq, a predicted model, not a curated record
AUGACACAGACGAAACGUCAACGUGCCUGGUCGAUAUCUGAUUUCUCCAGUUUGUCUAAAUGUCUGUGCCCGCAGAACGUACAACCGGCGGCAUCUUCGGAAAUCGGUGACAUUUUUCAGCAUGUCCAAACUUCCAUCGGUAUAUAUCAAAGCGGUUACAUUUAUGGUCUUGUACGUGAGGCCCAGUUAGCGUCAGACACAUUACAGGUGCUUUCGUACUCUACCAACGAAUCAAAUGUACCUAUUUUGAAAUUGGCUCCAUAUUCAAGGCAUCGCUCCGUUCCUCAUGGAGAGCAAUUCAGACUCACUGGUCGGCGCCUUCGUUCUUCAUCAUGUCAAGAACCUCCAAAAUUAAGCUUCGGUCAACCAACAAUCAAUAUGCUGUGUCCUUCAGAAUGCCGAGGCGUUCCUUCACUAACCAAUUCCCUCAUCAUUGGAUACUUAGCUCGCGUGACAACAGAUCAUCCAUACGUUGGAUUGGUGGAUCUUUUAAAUUUACAGUCGAACGAGGAUAAUAAUGGUGGGUCUCCUGCUUCAAGAUCGCGACUUCGUAACGUGGGCGUCACAAUGGCCUCCUCAGUGGUCAUUUCGGCCAAACCUUCCCUUCACGAAAGUAAUGGGAAUGGCGCGUCAGUCUACUCUUCCAGUAGCCACCAUUGCGAUGCUCUAUCCUCGAGGGGUCUCAGUGACAGUGCUUGCUGUGGUCCUAGCAAAACCGGUACCUUGGACAUUGAUAAUGACUACAGGUUGAGGAAACUCUCCACCCAGGUGGAAGUUGAGCAUUUACGAAGUAUGAUGCACGAGUUUGAAAGAGCUCGUCUGUUUCACACCAAUUCUGGUCGCUCUUCCGAUUCGGCGUCUGCUUCAGAUAUGGUGAAUCCGAAGUACAGGAGAGAUAGUCGGACCCUUUUUACCCUGAACAGCAUUUCUGGCUUUGCUUCUCCAGACUCACCUCGUAUGGUUGUACCAAACACCACCCACGAUCAACUGGACCGAAACCAAGAAGCCUCCCUUCCAUCUCUUGACUCCACUCCCAAUGCAUCGCCUCUAGAGCCCUCGCUAAGUCCACAGAGUUCCGUUGCAACAGAUAAAAAUCCAUGUCACAAUAGUGACCACACGACGCGCCGCAUCAGCCGCCUCGAGCACAAUAUCAUCGCUCCUCUGUCGUUUUAA